Molecule: messenger RNA, 2380 nt
Organism: Camelina sativa (false flax)
Lineage: Eukaryota; Viridiplantae; Streptophyta; Magnoliopsida; Brassicales; Brassicaceae
Product: putative serine/threonine-protein kinase PBL26
Biological process (GO): protein phosphorylation
Molecular function (GO): protein kinase activity; ATP binding
Source: RefSeq, a predicted model, not a curated record
UAAUGUUGCGAUUAUUCGCAUUUCAUUUCAAAAUAUAUAUAGUUCGUGCAAGCAUCAACAUUACAUGUAAUGUAAACCUUUUUUUGUUGCAUAUAUUUUAUUCACUUCAUGGUCUCCAUGUUAUUAUUCUCUCUCUUUCUUCUCAUUAUUUCCCAUUUCUUCAAACCAUAUAAUAUUAAUCACUUUUAUAAUCUGUUUUGAAACCCUUAGAGAAAUGUGAGGCACACAAACAUGAGAGCAAUUAUAAGAUAUUGGAACCCAUUUUGUAUAUUUUAAUUCUUAUAAUAAAACAGUAGUUUAAUUUGUCUCUAUAUUAAGAAAAAUUCAGAAACCUAAAACCUGAAGAAAAAAAAUCCAGUUUUUUAGGAGACUCUUCCGUGCUUUGGAUCCCAACGGUUUUGGUGUUGAUUUUUCUUGAUCUGGGUUUUGUUACAUCUUUGACGUUAAAAGAAAAAAAAAGUAUCAACGUGAAGAUAAAAGGGAAAACCCUAAUUAAGGGUUUCUUGGGUAAGGGACAACCAUUGUUUAUCAACGAUUCAAGAAGGCAUUUUUUAAAUAAAACGAUUCCAAUAAGAUCCAUCUUUGGUCUUGAUUGAUUUGUGGUCUUCAGACUCUGUUUUUGUACGAGUUUCUUCGGAGUUUGAAUCCUAUCCUGCAGAAUUGCCGCGGUUUGAAAAUAGUCUAUGUUCAUAAAUCUCUAAUAAAAAGAAGAAAAAAAAAAAGAGAGAGAGAUUGAAGUUUUCUUGAGAUUGGGUUCUUUGCAAGGGAACAGAGAAGAUAUGAAUUGCUUUUCAUGUUUCUAUUUCCAUGAAAAUAAAAAAGUUCCGAGAGAUUCAGAAAACAGCUGCCGGAGAAAUGGUGAGUUGACCGGUAGAGACAACAACAAAACACACCCUGAGAAUCCAAAGACUGGAAAUGAGCAGAACAAGAACAAUGAUGAAAACAAAGAAGUGACAAACAACAUCGCUGCUCAAACAUUCACCUUCAGGGAGCUUGCUACUGCAACCAAGAAUUUCAGACAAGAAUGUCUGAUUGGCGAAGGCGGUUUCGGAAGGGUUUACAAGGGAAAGCUCGAAAAGACCGGCAUGGUUGUGGCAGUGAAGCAGUUAGAUAGAAAUGGGCUUCAAGGGAACAAAGAGUUCAUCGUAGAGGUGUUGAUGUUAAGUCUGUUGCAUCACAAGCAUCUUGUAAAUCUCAUUGGCUAUUGUGCUGAUGGAGAUCAGAGACUUCUCGUCUAUGAGUACAUGCCUCGUGGUUCACUCGAAGAUCAUCUCCUCGAACUAACACCGGACCAAGUACCGUUGGACUGGGACACGAGGAUUAGAAUCGCUCUAGGAGCUGCGAAGGGACUUGAAUACUUGCAUGACAAGGCAAAUCCUCCGGUGAUCUACAGAGAUCUCAAAGCAGCUAAUAUCCUUCUAGACAGUGACUUCAACGCCAAGUUAUCUGAUUUCGGUCUGGCAAAGCUAGGUCCUGUCGGGGACAAACAACAUGUGUCAUCCAGAGUUAUGGGAACUUACGGAUACUGUGCUCCAGAGUAUCAGAGAACCGGUCAGUUAACUACUAAAUCCGAUGUUUAUAGCUUUGGAGUUGUGUUGUUGGAGUUGAUAACUGGACGAAGAGUUAUUGAUACCACCAGACCCAAAGCUGAACAGAAUCUAGUGACUUGGGCACAACCGGUGUUCAAAGAACCUAGUAGAUUCCCAGAGUUAGCGGAUCCGAGUCUGGAGGGAGUGUUCCCGGAGAAAGCUCUGAAUCAGGCAGUGGCAGUGGCAGCAAUGUGUUUACAAGAAGAGGCAACGGUACGGCCACUCAUGAGCGACGUGGUAACCGCUCUCGGUUUCUUAGGAACCGCUCCAGACGGCUCUAUCUCUGUUCCACACUACGAUGAAAUUCCUCCUCAGCGGCCGGAUGAAACGUCCGGUGAGGAUCCAGCAGCGGCGGAAGAACGGGAAAGAGCCGUGGCAGAGGCAAUGGAGUGGGGAGUUGCUUCAAGAGCACAUUCCCGGAACCCAAGUGCUUCUUGAUUUUUAAUGUUUUGUUUUCUUGAUUUUUAAUUUUGGGUUUGGUUGUUUUCUUCUCUUAUUUGUUGGCUUUUCAAUUUCAGUUUCAGAAAGAUAGUGAUAGAAAAUUGUUACCUUUUCUUCUGUUCGUUAUGUUCUGUUUUAUUUGAAUCUGUAUAUUCCAGCUGAGAGUUUUCAUAGCUUCGAGAAUUCUUAUUCUUGGUUUCAAGCUUUACAAAUUUUUCGGUUUCAUUCUCGUGUUUAGUCAAAAUGGUUCAUGCCAGGAAAGAUCAUAAAGAUCAGCAACUAUAUAGCAACACGUCAACACAUCUAUUUUCAUGAGAUUCAAGAAGUAAAAUAUAUAAAUUGCCACUUUG